AGUGCCAAACCAAAUAAUCAACACUCAUAACACUCGGAUACACUGAGAUGCAAUUUAUACAUUCAUUACUAAACUGAAGGUCUAACCUUUGAUCAUGCCAUACAAAUAUUAGAAUCAGCUAGCAAUAUGGCAUUUCUACUAACUGCUUAUACUAUUGCAUAAUACCUUGCGUGGGGCACAACAGUUGCAUGUCUCGACAAGUUUUGUAAAUCGCCUGAACAAAAAAAUAAAAACAAUAAAAUAACAACAACGCAUCUCCAAAGUUAACAACUGCAUCUCAGCCGCACAAGAUGACAAAACUUCAAGUGAUUGUGCAUCCAGUGAGGAAGGAAUUUAGACGCAAACGUUGCGGUUUUGAUCAUGAUACGCCCGAUGAUUUUGUCAAAUCGCAGUGGCAGACCUGUACAAAGAGCAUGGUAUAUUUGUUCUAUCGCUGGUUUAUGGCCCUCUUCUUCAUCGCCGUUGUCAUUGAGUCCAUGUGGCCGCGAUCCGAUGAUGAGUCCUGCUACUGGCUAUAUUUCAUCUAUAUGACCAAUUGGGGCAUUUGGAUGUGUAUGCUAACUAAUUUACUUGGCGCUACACUUGUUACCAUAUGGCAUUAUCAUCCAGAAUACGCGGAUAAGCUGCUCAAUAUGCAGGCCUGGACGAGCCCUUUUCGGAUUUACUGGAGCAUGCAUAUUAUUACGCUAGUCUUAUCGAUUGUCAUCACAAUUAUCUACUGGAGCAUACUCUACGAUGCCAAUGAAAGUACUUUGGAUGCCACAAAUGUACUCACCCAUGCAUUCAACUCCAUUUGCAUGUUCAUUGAUCUGUGGAUUGUGGCACAUCCGUUGCGAUUGCUGCACGUAUUUCUGCCAGUAUUGUUCGGCAUUAUCUAUGCCAUAUUCUCGUACAUAUAUCAACUGGCCGGCGGCAUCAACAAGAAGGGAAAACCGUAUAUCUAUCAUGUCAUUGACUGGAAUCAGCCUCAAAAUGCUUUUAUUACGGUUUUGGGUGUCUUGGUGCUCUCGUGUUGCAUCUAUGCGCUGCUCUUUGCUUUCUUCAAGCUGCGUCUAUUUCUCUCACGUAGCUGUCGCCAAGGCAGCUUUGUGCUGCCCACCACCAGCAAGCAGUCUGGCAACGCUGCUAGUGACACACUGGCAACACCCAAUGGCAUACAACAUUCACCCUCCCGCAUAUCCAUGGUGCUGGGCAACUAUGCAGGCUACGAGAAUCAGGCAUAUUCUCCCAGUGCUGGAGACCAGAAGCCAAAGAGUUAAGCUGUGCUCACACCUAUUAGACAUCUGGCCAAAUAUGUAAAGCGUUGCAAGAUUUUGUGGUAAAAUUAUUGGAUAGCAAAAAUAUUUUAUGAACUUGGUUUAAAAACUACAUUUUAAAUAGAAAGAAAAUAUUUCUAUCCGGCAAGAGUGCAAUUAGCUAAAAAUAAGAAUGCUGUCUAGGCUAUGUUUUGCAACUUUAGUCAAAGUGUACAGUAGAAUUUUAACCCAGUGAUAUUAUAUUAAAUUGUAGCUAAUAUUAAGCAAAUAAAUUUCAAUAUGGAUAAAUGUAGAAUGUGGA
Drosophila novamexicana is the source of this 1557-nucleotide messenger RNA. RefSeq names its product protein rolling stone. The record is from RefSeq and is a predicted model, not a curated record. NCBI's taxonomy places the organism in Eukaryota, Metazoa, Arthropoda, Insecta, Diptera, Drosophilidae. Gene Ontology annotation, cellular component: membrane. Bases 291 to 1259 code for a protein of 322 amino acids. The transcript is spliced from 6 exons.